AAACGAAACAAGUUUUAAAAAAAUUUCUAGUCCGUUUUUCCUCAAAUCGAAUUUUCUCCUGAAUCGAAAAAAGCAUUUCAUUUUAUUUUGCUCAUCGUAAUUACUCCUAAAAAAAAUUUAAAAAUGUCGACUGAUGGUACAUCGAUAGCAUCAACAUCAUCAUUGGCCCGUACACCUGCACAAACCGAAAUGAAAGGUUGGCUUUUAAAAUGGACCAACUAUAUUCAAGGUUAUCAGAAACGAUAUUUUGUUCUUAGUAACACAAAACUUUCUUAUUAUCGGUAUGUGAAUAUUCGAUCAGUGAUUCUGAAUUUAAUCCGAUUUAAUUUAUUGUUUAAAAAUCCAAUGGAAUGUAAUCAAUCCUGUCGUGGUUCAAUACAUCUUGAAUCAGCUAUACUUCAUUCAUAUGAUAGCUGUUCAUUUGAUAUUUCUAGUGGCCCGAAAACAAUUCAUCUACGUGCACAUAAUGAAGUGGACAAACAAAAUUGGAUUUCUGCUAUCGAAUUGGCUAAAGUUCGACUUAUCCGUCAAAUGGAUGCAGAAUAUGAUGAUUAUUUUGAUAUCACACAAAAUUUUAGCGAAAUUCAAACAAUGUUAAGAACUAUGCAGGCCAAAUUGAAUGAUUUGCAGCAACAAAAAGAAUUUCUUUCGAAACAAAGUAAUGCUUUUCAACAAUUGCUAGAUCAAUGUGAACAGAGCGAACAAAAUUGCCCACCCGAAUUUUUACCAAAAUUACGCACUAUAAAAGAACGUGUAACGGUUCUUUAUUUGACUUGUACUUCCAUCAUUACUAAAAGUAUAGAUUUUUACUUGUGUGCUCAGGCACACAAUCGUAAGCUACAAGUAAUGCUACAACAUGAAUCGCAAACACGUGCUGAUCUUGAAGAUCUAGUUAAAACUUUGGCCGAACAACAAUCACAUCUUGAACAACGUGCUAUUGAACAUCAACAGCAUGCAACUUCCGAACAUAGUGCUUCUAGUCGUCGUGAUAAAUCUGAGAACGAGAAUACUGAAGAUGAAGAAUUUUAUGAUGCCGAAGCGAAUUCAGCAACAGAAUUUUCGGUCACAUUCCCCGGUAAAGCUCAUCGUAUCUUCCCAACACCAUCCACUUCAUCACCAACCGCUGAUCGACCAACUAGUGAAAAUUCUCAACGUAAGAAACGUAAUCAUAAAAAGUCAAAAAAUCGAAAAAAAUUAAACUCGGCGAAUGAUAGUAGCAAUAGUAAUGAUGAAGAUAAUGAUGACGAUGAAGCCAAUUCAUACAGUGAAGAUAAUGAAGAAAUUGAAAUCGAUGUUGUUACACGAAAAUCCGUUUCAUUUACGGCAAACAAUUCAUCUGCUGGUAAAACAAGUGAACCGUCAAAUGGCAAUUCUACUGAUAAUUUAGAUAGUAGUAAAAAUGAAAGACCUGAUAGUCAAACUUCUAAUGAUUUGGCCAUUAUGACGACUACCAAGCGACCUGUUCGACAACGACGUACAAGAAUUCCCUAUCGUCCAAAUCAUAGUCUAAAUCUAUGGUCAAUAAUGAAAAAUUGCAUCGGCAAAGAAUUGACAAAAAUUCCGAUGCCAGUCAAUUUUAAUGAACCACUUUCAAUGCUUCAGCGUAUGACUGAAGAAUUUGAAUAUGCUGAUCUAUUGCAUAAAGCUGCCAAAAUUAGUGAUCCAUUAGAGCAGUUAGUCUACGUUGCCGUAUUUAGUGUUACUUGUUAUUCAACAACAGCCAAUCGAACCAAUAAACCUUUCAAUCCGCUAUUGGGUGAAACUUAUGAAUGCGAUCGCACAGAUGAUCUUGGAUGGAGAUGUAUCUCUGAACAGGUGAGCCAUCAUCCACCAAUGCUUGCUCAACAUUGUCAAGCUCGUGAUUGGAUCUGUUGGCGUGAAUUUAGCAUGACGAGUAAAUUUCGUGGGAAAUAUUUGCUCAUCAAUCCCUUGGAUAUAACGCAUUUAGAAUUUCCAGCAUCGAAAAAUCAUUAUACAUGGCGUAAAGUGAAUACUACGGUUAAUAAUAUUAUUGUUGGAAAAUUAUGGAUAGAUAAUCAUGGUGAAAUGAAUAUUAUUAAUCACAAAACUGGUGAUUCUUGUCACCUUACAUUUCACCCGUAUAGUUAUUUUAGCCGUGAAACGCCCAAAAAGGUAACUGGUGUCGUUCUCAGUAAGGAUGAAAAAAUCAAAUGGGUGUUGAACGGAACUUGGGACAAUAAAAUGGAAGCCUGUAAAGUAAUAAAUCCGACACAGCUAACGUCCAAAAGUUCUAAACCUGUGAUAGAAACCGGAACUCCGAAAUUGAUUUGGAGACGCGUUCUUCCUUCACCUGAAUAUGAAAAGAUGUACAAUAUGACAUUACUUGCUGUGCAAUUGAAUGAACCAGAAGAAGGUGUUGCACCUACAGAUAGCCGAUUACGACCUGAUCAACGAUUGAUGGAAGAAGGUUUUUGGGAUGAAGCAAAUGAAGUGAAAAGUAAAUUAGAAGAAAAACAACGUACUGUACGUCGUAAACGUGAAGAAGAAGCCGAAGUGGCGGCAUCUAAAGGUCAACCAUAUAUUCCAUAUGAACCAGUUUGGUUCAAAAAGAAUAAAGAUCCAAUCACUGAUAAUCCGGUACAUAUGUUUAUGGAUACUUAUUGGAAAUGUAAAGACAAACAGGAUUGGUCUGCUUGUCCAGAUAUUUAUCUUGAUGAAUAUAAAUCAAUUAAUCAAUAAUUAUAUUUUCUUCCAUUCAAAUUUAAUUGAAUUCAAUUAUAAUCGAUUUUAGUGAGAAAACAAUGUUUUAU
Molecule: messenger RNA, 2771 nt
Organism: Dermatophagoides pteronyssinus (European house dust mite)
Lineage: Eukaryota; Metazoa; Arthropoda; Arachnida; Sarcoptiformes; Pyroglyphidae
Gene: Osbp
Product: oxysterol binding protein
Cellular component (GO): cytosol; perinuclear endoplasmic reticulum; plasma membrane
Molecular function (GO): sterol binding
Source: RefSeq, a predicted model, not a curated record